Pocillopora verrucosa is the source of this 1721-nucleotide messenger RNA. Its product is annotated as ZP domain-containing protein. The record is from RefSeq and is a predicted model, not a curated record. Gene Ontology annotation, cellular component: cell surface. Lineage: Eukaryota; Metazoa; Cnidaria; Anthozoa; Scleractinia; Pocilloporidae.
AUGUUGGUGCAGAUCAGUGCAGUGUGAAGUGAGUGUUUUGGAGCGCUGGUUGCGUUGAAUUCAGAUAUGAAGAGAGUGUUGUUGCUCCUUAUUUUUGCUGUCAAUAAUGUGGCAGUUACAUCGUAUAUAUUUGAAACGCCAGAAGUAGCAAGACAAGAUAUAGGAACCGAUGCUGUCAGAGACGAGCGAGCUGAUCCACUUGGAGAUCGGGCUGAAUUUCUCUUUGAUGGUCCAUCUGGUGAGGGUCCGAGCGAAGCUUCAGGAGUUUCCCCGCCGGACGACGACGAGGUCAUUGUUACUUGUGGACAAAACGAGAUGUCCAUCAGCAUUCCAAAGAGCGUUCUUAAUGGCCUGGACGUGGAACAUAUUCGUCUUACUAAUGAAAGCUGUGGAGCUACAGAGAAUCCAGCUCGCGACCGCUAUAUUCUUGAGACGGACCUGACAGCAUGUGGUACAACAAAAAGCCACAUCGAGGAUUUCGUGACUUACAUGAAUACCGUGGAGGAGAUUCCCGUGGAGGAUGAUCAGAUAAUCACUCGUGUCCGUGAAGUGGAGAUACCUUUCACCUGCGCUUACUCAGAUACGGGAGUCGUGUCCGCCGUUGGUCUGCAAGUGGAGAGCAAAAAAAUUGUUUUCUCCGAGAAAGGAUUGGGAGAGUUCGUACUGGAGAUGAAUAUUUUCCCAGAUGAUUCAUAUGAACGUCAAUACACAAAGCGAGAUUUUCCAGUAACCGUGCCGUUGAGGAAAAUUUUGUUCGUGCAAGUGAGCGUGGACACAGAGGAUUCGCGGCUUGCGAUUUUAGCAGAAACGUGUUUUGCCACACCCGAUGCCAAUCCCAAUAAACCUGGAUUGAAAUACGUAUUCAUCAAAGAUGGAUGUUCCGAAGACGACACCUUGGAGCGCAGGCAAUCAAAUGAUAAAAGAAGGGAAAGGUUUAGCCUGGAAGCGUUCAAGUUCCUGGGUAAUAAUCCGUUUGUUUACAUGCACUGCAAGGUCAAGGUAUGUGACGCAGACGAUCCCAACUCACGCUGCGCACAAGGCUGUCUGCGUAACUCAAGGCGAAGGAGGUCGCUGUACACUCAGGAAACGAAUGAUGAGGAGUAUCUAUUGGCCCAGGGACCUUUCAUGCGGGGAGCAGAGAAAAGCGAUGAAACAGAGUCCCAGGUGGACAUCGAACUGCAUGAGAUUGAAAACAGCAGUCAAUUCACCCCUCUUGUUGCCGCUAUGGCUGUUUUUGCUGCUGUCUGUGUUAUGGGUGUGUCGUACUUCGCCUGGAACUUGAAGAGGAAGCGCGGAGUUGUUCGCAGUUAUCAGCUCCUCAGUACCACUCCUGACGAGUGACAACUUCGACUGGGAGGAGCCAUAAAGUCGAGAUUAAUACCUUCAUUAAGAAUUUUUAUAACCGCUACACUACUUUGACUUUUUAAAUUCAAUUAGUUUGUAUCAAGGAGCAUUUUUUUUUAAGAAGAAAAGAACGAGAAAUCUCAUGUGCGCGACGUUAGAAUAUUGCCAGUAGGAGUGAAUGAAUUUUACCUUUUCGUGUUAUAAAGUAGUUUGCUUUAUAAGAACUAAGGUUAUGUUAUUCUUUCAGAAUUUAAUCACCACACAGCAAACCGAAAAGUUUGGCUGAUCAUUAUGUCACUUAGCACGUUAUACCAUGUUUUUAAAUAGGUGAUAGUAACAUGAGUUUCUUAUGAAAUAAAUCAGGCUCAACCUGCUGA